Messenger RNA from Plutella xylostella (diamondback moth), 709 nucleotides. RefSeq lists its product as uncharacterized. The record is from RefSeq and is a predicted model, not a curated record. NCBI's taxonomy places the organism in Eukaryota, Metazoa, Arthropoda, Insecta, Lepidoptera, Plutellidae.
UCUUAUACUAUUCAUCGUGAGCAACAUGGCCACUCUAUCGCGCUGCAGUUGGCCAGACCCCAAAAAAGAUCCUUUGAUAUACAUCGCCAACCCCAUAGAGGCACGAAUGCCAGGCCACUGGGUACCAUUAAGUAUUAUGAAGGCGAUCAUGCAAAAACAAGUGACGACUCGGCCGCCCAAGCUAUCAGGCAAAAUAACUUCCACUUGGCCACCUUCAUCGCUAUCAACAUCUUUAGCAACCACAACAACUUCAAAACCUACGACGACAUUGUCAACAAUAUUUUCUACAGAACCUAAUACGAAACCAACUACGGAACUUACUACGGAACCUACUACGGAACCUGCUACAAAACCUACUACUACAGAACCUACUACUACAGAAACUACUACUACGGAACCCACUACAGAACCUACUACGAAACCCACUACAGAAACUACUACGGAACACACUACGGAACCUACUACGAAACCCACUACAGAAACUACUACGGAACCCACUACAGAACCUACUACGGAACCCACUACAGAACCUACUACGGAACCCACUACAGAACCUACUACGGAAACCACUCCAGAACCAGAGGAACAACAACCAGAUAGCCAUAAUCGGCGUAACGUAUAAGCACGACAAGCACAUGCUUGGGUCCCCGCGCCUCCAGGGGCCCCCCUCCACUGCUGCCGUUUCAUUUUAGGGUCAAUUCAGACGUAC